AUGACGUUGUUCAUUUGCCUACUAACUACCGGAAGGGUCAGCAGAAUCAGCUCACUGCCGGUGUCUGGAGCAACACUCGCCUACUUUGUCAGCGAAGCAACUACCAAUUCUCCAACGGUUGCUGAUGAUGACGCUUCAAAUUCUACUAAAAUAAAACUCUGGAGCUUCCUUAUGGCCUGUAUGGGUGUAGCCAUCUUCGUCGGAAACUGCUUGGUCGUCGCUGCAGUUGCUACUACUCGGCGUCUUCAGACGGUCACGAAUCUUUACGUCGUUUCACUGGCUAUUGCUGAUCUUCUCGUUGCCAUUCUUGUACUACCGGCUUCAAUUGCCUACUUCAUGAGUGACCGAUGGCCGUUUGACAAUCAUACAACCUGCUACCUCUGGCUGUCGGCAGACAUCCUCCUAUGCACCGCCUCUAUCCUUAAUCUUUGCUGUAUCUCCCUAGAUCGCUACAUGGCUGUGACCAGGCCUCUGGACUACACAACUCGUCGAACCCGGCGUACAGCAAGCCUGAUGAUUAUCGCAGCUUGGCUUUUGUCAGGGCUAAUCGUGCUGCCCGGGUUAUUUGGAGGCGUGCAACACAACAUCGGGCGAGGCAGAUGCUCCAUCAGUGUGGAAGUCGGCUUUCGCGUCUACUCGUCGAUUGGAUCCUUCUUUGGCCCUUUCUUUGUAAUGCUCUUCGUAUAUACACGCAUUUUUGUUGUGGCCUGUCGUCGGUUGGAGACCUUCGGUGCCGGCAGCUUUAAUGGUAGCACCAGUUUCGGAGCUGGAUCCACCAGACAUAAGAAGGGUAUCAUGGGACGCCGAGAUGCUAUUCAGAGUUUUACUUUGUUCGGAGUAUUCGCUUCCAUCAGAUCUCACUUAAGCCCUUCGCCAUCAACGCAUACGAACAUUCGUCCCUCAGAACAAGCAAGUCUACGCAACUCGGAAAAAGAUUCACCUUUGUUAGCGAGAAAAGUUACAGCAGCUGCGGUACUUACUUACUCUACUAGCAAGAAAAUGGACCUAAAACAGCCAACUUCAGCUGCUCUGCUCACCUCUGAGAGCAACCGCUACAGCAUGCUCGACUGGGAGUGCCAGGAGCUUAGGCCAUCCUCUCUUGCAAGGCGUACCAAAAGCUGCAUGGCUUUAUUAGAACUGAUGACGGAAAACCACGCCCUGAGCAAUAGCCAUCCCAUGCUUCAGCGACAAGAGAUCCCAGUCACCUCGAAGAAGCCCUGUUUACUAUUGCAUGUGAAAACGAGGAACUUUAGCUUGGACUCACCUCAAAAUUCAAGUACUUCAUACACUCAAUAUUCCUAUUUUGCACACAAUAAGAGUGAUAUAUCUGAGUCCUGCCAGGCCAAGCCCCACAUGAAUAAACACUUUUCUAGCAUGCCAUGUAUUCGUCCCUUGCUUUCGAAUGGCAUCUGGCUGAGUCAAAGCUCGACUUGUGAUUGCGUGUUUUGGCCUUGUCUGCUUGCAUGCGAUCAGCCUCAGGAGACAAUUCCAGAAUACCUUUGCCGGCCAGUUGAAACACAGUUUACUCAGGUCGUCGGACAAUCGGAAAAAGCCUCUAGCACAACUGUGCCCAAGUUCUCCUCAGGAAUGAUGGAAUCUUCUCAUAAAAGACCGUUGCGUAACGUUCCUACUGCAAGGAUUUCUAGCGAUAAGAGACUUCGAGAACGAGCUGCUUUUAAACGAGAACGCAAAACAGCCAAGACAUUGGGCUGCGUGGUAGGAUGUUUCUCUGUGUUUUGGUUGCCCUUUUUCAUCAGUUAUAUCUUUGAGCCAUUCUGUUUGUGCAGGUAUCCUAGCUGGUUCGUGACGUUUGUAACUUGGUUGGGCUAUGUGAACAGUGUGUUCAAUCCUUUCAUCUAUGCUUUCUACAAUCGAGAAUACGCGAAUGCCUUUAAACGGAUUUUGAGAAUACAAACUAAGUGA
Messenger RNA from Protopolystoma xenopodis, 1923 nucleotides. The record is from the annotation of a GenBank genome assembly. Lineage: Eukaryota; Metazoa; Platyhelminthes; Monogenea; Polystomatidea; Polystomatidae.